CGCAAAUACAUAUAUCCAAAUCGGUUACAAAAUCACGUUUGUUGAGAUUUCCGUUACUUAGAUCUACCACCGACAACCGCCACCAUGAGAGUGGCCGGACAAUCACCACCACCACCGUCACCGGCACACCAGCCACCACCGUCAUCUCUAUCCAAAUCAACCGCAAAAGAUGCCGAAUCUCUCUUCCGCACCAAACCUAUCUCCGAAAUCCGAACAAUCGAAUCCACAACUCGAAAACAAAUCCAGAACAAAAGCGAAGAGCUCCGGCAGCUCGUCGGCAACCGCUACCGCGAUCUCAUCGAUUCCGCCGAUUCAAUCGUCAACAUGACGUCAUCCUGCCGUUCAAUUUCCAACAAUAUUUCCGCUAUUCACCACGGUAUUCUUCAUUCUCUCUCAUCCACCACUGUUAACCCUAAUUCUACAUCGUUAAACCCUGCUAGGGCUCGUAUGUACGGCAUUGCGUGUCGUGUUAAGUAUAUUGUUGAUACACCUGAGAAUAUUUGGGGAUGUUUAGAUGAAUCGAUGUUUGUUGCUGCAGCUGCACGUUACAUGCGUGCGAAAUUAGUUUAUUACGGUUUGAGAAACAAUAAUAAUGAUCAUAAUAACAAUAGUAUUAAUAAUAGUUACAGUUACAAGAGUGUGUUGGUGAAAUUUCCUUUGUUACAGCACCAAUGGCAGAUAGUUGAGAGUUUUAAAUCUCAAAUUUCGCAGCGGAGUCGCGAGAGGUUGUUGGAACAAGGUGUAGGUGUUGAGAUUUCGGCGUACGCUGACGCGCUCGCUGCGGUUGCGGUUGUCGAUGAGCUGGAACCGGCGCAGGUUUUGAAACUAUUGCUUGAUUCGAGGAAGUUAUUUGUUUCGCAGAAGUUAGGUGGUUGUAGGGAAUCUGGUGAGGAUGUGAUAAUGGUGUUUUGUGAAGUGUUGAAGGUGAUUCAAGUUAGUGUAGCGCAUGUAGGGGAGUUGUUUUUGCAGGUUUUGAGUGACGUGCCGUUGUUUUAUAAGACGGUGUUGGAUUCGCCACCUGUGUCUCAGUUGUUUGGCGGGAUACCGAAUCCGGAUGAAGAAGUGAGGCUGUGGAAGUCGUUUAGAGACAAAUUGGAGUCAUUAAUGGCGAUGCUGGAUCGGGUAUUCAUCGCUAAAGCUUGUUUGGAAUUCUUGAGGAGCUGUGGGAAGGAGAUAGUCAACAAAGUCAAUGGGCGGUAUUUGAUUGACGCGAUUGAUAGCGGGAAACAGCUUGCUGCAGCUGAGAAGUUGAUUAGAGAAACUAUGGAAGGAAAGGAUGUGUUGGGUGGAAGUUUGGAGUGGUUAAAGAGCGUUUUCGGUUCCGAGAUUGAAAUGCCGUGGAGUAGAACGCGCGAGCUUGUUUUAGGCGACAAUGAUGAUCUUUGGGAUGAAAUUUUCGAACACGCAUUUACAAGCAGGAUGAAAACAAUAAUUCACUCUGGAUUUCAUAAUAUGAAUAAUAUAGUCAAUGUAAAGGAGUCGAUUCUCGCUAUCGAUAAAGUUCACGGUGACAAAGUUAAUUUCCGAGAUUUUAUAAAUCGGUCUCCUUUGGGCGGUGGAGUUUGGUUUGUCGAACCGACUACGAAAAAGACUGGUGUCGUGACUAGCGCUACGGUAUUGCACAACGGUAGUGAUUAUCAGAGCUGUUUAAACGCUUACUUUGGUGACGAAGUUGGUCGAAUUAGAACGGCAGUGGACGACCACUGUAAGAAUGUACUUCAAGACUUAUUAAGCUUCUUAGAAUCUCCAAAAGCCUCUUUAAGGUUAAAAGAACUAGCACCGUAUUUACAAAACAAAUGUUUCGAAAGUAUGUCAGCCAUACUUACGGAUCUCAAGAACGAGUUGGAAUACCUGUAUGGUUCGUUACGCGAUUCGUCAUCAUCUCCGGCUAACAUAGUCGAAAGAUCACUGUUCAUCGGAAGAUUAUUGUUCGCGUUCCAGAAGUACUCUAGAAACAUUCCUGUUCUACUUGGUUCUCCCCAAUCGUGGUUGAACGAACCAAUGGCAGUGGUUUCUGGUAAGGCGUCACCACUUUCGAGGUAUUCUGGUGGCAUGUUUGAUUCGAAAAUGCUUACUUCACCUAGAAGACAAUCUUCGCUUGCUGCUUCUGCGUUAUAUGGAGUUGAUGAUACUCCGAGCCCGCAACUUGAUGAACUCAAAAAAACAACACAAGAUCUUUGUGUUAAAGCUCAUAACUUGUGGAUAACCUGGGUUUCGGAUGAACUAUCGGCUAUUCUCUCGCACAGUCUCAGAAAUGAUGAAAGUUUAUCGGCAACCACUCCCUUGAGAGGGUGGGAGGAUACGAUAGUUAAACAAGAGGACUCUGCUGAUAACCCAUCGGAGUUGAAAAUCUCGCUUCCUUCUAUGCCUUCCAUAUACAUCACCUCGUAUUUGUUUCAAGCUUGUGAAGAAAUUCACAGAGUUGGCGGUCAUGUACUUGACAAACCGAUUCUGCAGAACUUUGCCGCAAGAUUAUUGGAAAAGGUGAUUGAUCUAUAUGUGGAUUUCCUCUCAAAUAACGGGUCUAGCUCAACCCGUUUGUCUGAAAAAGGAGUUUUGCAAGUCUUAUUGGAUCUAAGAUUUGCUGCUGACAUUCUAUCUGGGGGUGAUUUAAGUGGAAACGAGGAAGUAUCAAAGACAUCAAAGACAAAAACGGGUUAUAGACGGAAGCAAGAUGUGCAACAACAAAAGUCGGUUGUGAAAGAUCGGAUUGAUGGGUUGGUGAUUCGCCUCUCGCAUAAGCUAGACCCCAUAGACUGGCUCACAUAUGAGCCAUAUCUUAUGGAGAAUGAGAAGCAGUGUUACCUGAGACACGCUGUCCUAUUUGGUUUCUUCGUGCAGCUUCGUCGGUUGUACACAGAUACUAUGCAAAAAUUGCCUACGAAUUCGGAAUCAAAUAUAAUGAGAUGCUCUACUGUUCCUCGUUUCAAAUACCUUCCCAUCAGUGCUCCUGUAUUAUCCGCAAAGGGGACAAGCAAGCCUCCUAUAUCAACAUCUAUAGAUGACGUUUCUUCAAGGAAUCCUUGGAGAAAGUAUACCCAAGAGGAGCUCUCCCGCAAUAUUGAUAUGGAUGAUGGUACGAGUGUAGGGGUCGCAACACCUUUCCUGAAAUCUUUCAUGCAGGUUGGCAGUAGGUUUGGGGAGAGCACGCUGAAACUAGGAUCCAUGCUAACAGAAGGGCAAGUAGGAAGGUUCGGUGACAUUCUACCUGCUCAAGCAGCCGGUCUUCUUUCUCAAUUUACAACCGCAAGAUCAGAUUACUGAUUUCACUCAUCCCACCUUAUAAACACACCAUUUAUCCCAACUAUAUGAUCUAAUGUCGAGAAAUGGAUACUUGGGUGCCAAGUUAAGGAAUGGGUCGGGCCCCAUUAGACCCGUGUACCCAUAAGCGUGCAAAUUUUCAGGUAAAGAACAAUAGAACAUAUAAAGUUUGUGAAUGUAAAUUUUGGGAGCAUUAUGUGUAAAGGAGGCAAAUAGUUAAUGUUUCUUGUAAGUUUAUUUUGAGUGAAAGAAACCAUUGUAGGGAUAGGGAGGCAUGUAGAAUAGCGGUAGCAUUUUUGUUUCUGUGCUGCUGAGAAUUGGUUUUAUAGUUGUGUCUUUGUUUUGUUUGA
Messenger RNA from Helianthus annuus (common sunflower), 3611 nucleotides. RefSeq names its product conserved oligomeric Golgi complex subunit 1. The coding region runs from base 85 to 3264 and encodes 1059 amino acids. The record is from RefSeq and is a predicted model, not a curated record. NCBI's taxonomy places the organism in Eukaryota, Viridiplantae, Streptophyta, Magnoliopsida, Asterales, Asteraceae. Gene Ontology annotation, biological process: intra-Golgi vesicle-mediated transport. Gene Ontology annotation, cellular component: COG complex; Golgi apparatus. The transcript is spliced from 6 exons.